ACUUUCUUCCCUUUUCUCAUUACUUACUUCUCUUCUUCAACCUCCCCUUUCCCUAAACUCGUUCUUCACUAUAACAUCACCAAUUCGCUAAACUAAAUAUAAAAAACUUCGUAUUUCAAAUCCGACGCCGUUUUUAGAUGGAUUUUGCCAGCCAUGAUGAACCACCUACCUCGAAUAUUCGGCCAUAGAAAGAAGCAAGCCUCCGACAACAUGGACCCGACGACAAAGAACAAGAAGAAGAGUAAGAAGAAGCAGCAGCCCAAACUCGAGCGCCGCAACGCCUCCAAUCACUUCGAAUACGACGCCGGAUCGUCGUGCUCCUGGCGCGGCGGCGACGAGAAGGACGCUUCCGUCUCGACGUCGUCGUCGUCGUCGUCGUCGUUGCAUUGCACACGCUCGAUGGACCUCUACGACCGCACGAGCUUCCGAAUUGAGGGCGUGGAGGGCGAGUUCGACCGGAUUUGCCGCAGCCUCGGCCUCUCCGGCCCCGAGGACUUCUCCAUUCCGGCCGCCGCUUGGGAGGCCAUGAAGCUCCGCUGCUCCUCGGACCUGCUUCCUCGCCGCCCCAAGCACGGCGGCGAUGAAUUCGACGAAGAGGCGAAGGAGAAAGAGGAAAUUGAAGUUGUCGAGAGCGAGGAUCGAGCUAGGGUUUUGGAUGAAUGUGUUGUUUCUGCUGAGAGCAGUGGUUGCUGUGGUGGAAUCAAGGGUUUUCGGCCUCCGAUGCUGAAGCCGCCGCCGGGAGUUAGGGUUUCGGUGGUGGACGACGCCACGUGUUCCACGUGGGAUUUGAUGCGGGAUUUUGCGCCGAAUGGGGAAGGAGAAGGGAAGGAUAGUUACGUGGAGUUAAAUUCUUCUGAUGAUGAAGAUGAUCAUGAGCGAGUAGAGAAGGAAGAAGAGGAAGAUGAAGAAGAUGAAGAAGAAGAAGAAGGGGAAGUUGGUGGAGUGAGGGAGAAGAGUGUAGAAGAGGAAAAUGCGGCGAGGAUUGCGGAAAUUGUGGAUGAUUUUUCAGGGUUUUCUACUCCGAACGAAGAUGAUUCUUCAAGCACUACCACGGGUCCUAGGUCUAACAGUAUAUCUCCCAAUGGGAGAAUCAAGCGUGUUAUUACCGCGGGUAAUUGGCAGAAGGGUGACCUGUUGGGGCGGGGUUCGUUUGGUUCUGUUUAUGAAGGGAUUUCUGAAGAUGGAUUCUUUUUUGCUGUCAAAGAAGUGUCACUACUUGAUCAAGGGAAUCAUGGAAGGCAAAGUGUAUAUCAACUGGAACAGGAAAUUGCACUUUUGAGUCAAUUUGAACAUGAAAAUAUAGUUCAAUACAUUGGCACCGAAAUGGAUGCAUCAAAUCUGUAUAUCUUUAUUGAGCUUGUAACCAAAGGUUCCCUUCGAAACCUUUACCAGAGAUAUAAUCUUCGAGAUUCUCAAGUAUCUGCCUAUACAAGACAGAUUUUGCAUGGCUUAAAGUAUCUUCAUGAGCGAAAUAUUGUUCACAGGGAUAUUAAAUGUGCAAAUAUAUUGGUGGAUGCAAACGGAUCUGUUAAGCUUGCAGAUUUUGGAUUGGCAAAGGCAACCAAAUUGAAUGAUGUUAAGUCAUGCAAGGGAACAGCAUUCUGGAUGGCCCCAGAGGUUGUAAAAGGGAAAAGCAGAGGUUAUGGGCUUCCAGCUGAUAUAUGGAGUCUGGGAUGUACUGUGUUGGAGAUGUUAACGGGCGAAUUUCCAUACUCUCACUUAGAAUGUAUGCAGGCUUUGCUUAGAAUCGGAAGAGGUGAGCCACCUCCUGUGCCUGAUUCUCUUUCAAGAGAUGCACAGGAUUUUAUCAUGCAGUGUCUAAAAGUUAAUCCAGAUGAACGUCCCGGUGCUGCUCAACUCUUAAACCAUACCUUUGUCCAAAGGCCACUACAUUCCCAGUCCUCUGGUUCCACAUCUCCUUAUAUUAGAAGGGGUUAAACUUGUCACCUCCAACUAUGAAACAUAAUGAAGUUGCUAGAGUUGGUCUCGGGUGCAUUGUCAUAACAAUAGUUCAUUGUAUUGUGCCUUCAGAAUUGCUUGCUUGUAACUUAAUUUUUUAUGCACUGCUUUGAACCUAGCAAUGGAUAUGGUACUCCAGAGAGAUAACUCACCCUUUGGCUUGAAUGUCAUAUUUGAGAAUUAUGGUCCACGUGUUAUCUAAUUAAUGUGAUAAUUUGUCUCUGUUGUAGCAGUGUAAAAUAUCAACGUCAAGCUGUAACAGGUUGUCCUCCGAGUCUUCUUCCCCUUUUGUUUAAUUAGCAUAUGAAAGAAUUCUUAGGCUAAACCUUUGGGAGCAGUAGUAACAAGAGGAUUAGAUAUCAUGUUAUUUGUACAUAUCACCUUUAUUAGUAUUAGUAUGCAAUUGUUUGUGUACAUCUUUAUUUUGUUCCCAGUUUCAUCUGUUUUCUUUUAUCAUUUCACGCUUUUCGUUCUGUUGCGUAUUUAAAUUUUAAACAAGCGAUGUAAUAAAUGGGGUGUUCUAUGUUUUCUAUCA
Molecule: messenger RNA, 2494 nt
Organism: Glycine soja
Lineage: Eukaryota; Viridiplantae; Streptophyta; Magnoliopsida; Fabales; Fabaceae
Product: mitogen-activated protein kinase kinase kinase 1-like
Exons: 9
Coding region: 154-1938 (594 amino acids)
Biological process (GO): protein phosphorylation
Molecular function (GO): protein kinase activity; ATP binding
Source: RefSeq, a predicted model, not a curated record